Molecule: messenger RNA, 2724 nt
Organism: Lates calcarifer (barramundi perch)
Lineage: Eukaryota; Metazoa; Chordata; Actinopteri; Centropomidae
Product: zinc finger protein 382
Exons: 4
Coding region: 384-1328 (314 amino acids)
Biological process (GO): regulation of transcription by RNA polymerase II
Molecular function (GO): DNA-binding transcription factor activity, RNA polymerase II-specific; RNA polymerase II cis-regulatory region sequence-specific DNA binding
Source: RefSeq, a predicted model, not a curated record
UGCCUUCAAGUACGCUUCGUAAAUAUCGCUACGCAAGCAUACAUGUUUCCCAUAAUCCUUUGCGGCACAGCUAUCCCACAUAUUUGACCAAAGGAAAACGUAGCUACGCUGGGAAUUUCGCCAAAAUUUUGAAAUAUUCAGCCUCCCCGUCAAGAUGAUGUGCGACACAACAAACCGGAGUUUUCGGACGCAGUUAGCCGCCAUCCUUGACAAGCUAACGAAGGCAGCUUUGGUUGAAAUAGGCAACCUGGCUGAUGAGUGCUCCUCCGUCCUUCACACCGAGAUAUCCCUGCACAAGACGGAGAACGAGGCGCUGAAGAAGAGGUGUUACUCGCUGGAGGUCCAGCUGAGAGCAGCGAGGGAGGCGCAGACCUAUCCUGCACAUGUCAACAGUGUCAACCGCCGGCACCCUGCAGCCUCAGCCUGCUCCAGCCAUCGAUGGGGUUUUUGGGAAGGACUGGUGCAUGGACCUUUGGAGAGAAGAGAAACUCCCCUCUCACAGAAAAGAAACAAUGGAGCCUGCUGCUAUGACAAGCAUGGGAGUACAGGCACUAGACUUGAUGGAGAGAGAACCUGAUCUCAUCUUUGUCAAGGAGGAGACUUAUGAUGAUCAUCCCAUUGGCCAACACAUGAGUUUCACAGAUAAUAGAAAAAUUGUUGGGAUUUUUGAGGAGGACAGCUUGCUUCAUAGAUCUGUUGAUGAGCUGCAGCUUCACUCAGGGGAAUUAAGCAACUUCCCCAUGACAGCUGACAGUCAAACACAACAACGCACACAGCCAACAAUUAUGGACAAGUUGAUAGAUGAUGCAACAAUGAGCACUCUGGUUGACAACACAAAUCCUCCUCCAUCCGCCGCCGAGUACCCCGACUAUACGAACGAUAUCCACAUGAACCCAACCAAAGAAGUCACCAUUCAGCCAAAACCCGUGAAGCCGACAAAACAGUUUGAGUGUUUAUUCUGUGGGAAGGUCUUCAACUAUUUGAGCAGUUUAAAAGUCCACAUCAGGCGACACUCUGGUGAGAAGCCGUUCAACUGCGCAGUUUGUGGGAAGCGAUUUGCUCAGAAAACGUACCUGAAGCUGCACCAGCGCGUGCACUCGGGGGAGAAGCCGUACAGCUGUCCAGACUGUGGCAAAAGUUUUUCCCAGAAAAGCUCUCUGAACAUACAUCUUCGAACACAUACCGGUGAAAAGCCUUACAGCUGUGUGGAUUGUGGGAAAUGUUAUGCAUACAAGUACGGUUUAAAUCACCACCAGUGUUUCACUCAGUUUCAGUCAGACAACCACAUGGAGAGCUUGGUUAUUGGUAAGAAGCCUGACUGUGACUAGAAAUGCUUUCAGUGAUGCUUAGAGUAGCUCAACAUGUGCCAAUAUGUCUAUAGGGGGGGAGUGAAAUGUGGAUGAAAAAUGUAGAUUUGAAAUACCCCAUCUAAAUCAAAGAAAAGUUAAUUUUUUAGCCCAUAUUGUUAACAGUGCUGUUGUAAAAAUCUUUGCUUGUUUGGUGUGUUUUUAGUUUUAUUGAUAGGAUAAAUGUUGCAGCAGCCAAAUGAAGGCACAGAGAACAUCUGUCCCUUUUUAACGUACCAUUCGACUGGGUGGGAUUCAGUUUACUUGACUGGUCAGGGGGUCAUUGCCAAAUUGUAGGAUUCCCUCAACAAGCCUUUAAAGUCAAUUUCACAUUAUGCUUGAUAAGUUAAGUGUCAUGGAUCAGAUGAUUGAUCCAAAUUGUGACAAAAAGCACCUCUCAUUUUAUCCAUGCAUGUUAUCAUAUUGUUGGCAUAACAUGUUACACAUACCUCAGUCUCAUAUAUCAGGCCACAAAAAGGCCCGUGUCAAAUAAUGCCAAAAUUACUUUGGACAAGUGCUCCAUUGUUUGCACACGUGUAGCAUAAACCUUAAAGACUACCUCUUCACAGCAGCAUAGAAGUAAAACAACUCCCUCUGUUUGCUUCAUUGCCCAUGUCUCACCUCUGCUCUGCAUUUACCAUAUGCCAUGCCUCAUUUAGUGGCACUUAAUAAGGCAGAAAGUGGGUGGGCCCACUACUUUGAAAAACAUAACUGUUUAAAAGAAAUGUUUAUGUAUGUUGGACACAUAGUAUUUGAAUAAGUUGCAGAAAUUGUAACUCUAAAUGGUGUUACUGUUUUAAAAUGUAUUUGUAUGGCUGCGUCAUUAUUGUAGAAAGACAAGUUGUGUUGUCAGUGUGCAGUCAAGCCAAAGUGUCAGUUUUAUUUCUAAAUGUUAACCAUGUCUGUUGAAGACAUCUUCUAUUUUAUUCUGUACUUUCCUUAAACAAGUCCUCAUCAUAACUGUUAUCACCUAGACAGAGCAAAUUGUUUUAUUUAACCUUUAUUUUUUACCAGGUAAGACAUUAAGAAUAAUUUCUUAUUUACAAUGAUGGCCUGACAAGUGCUAGAAGACUUGAGAGGGGAUAAAGGGGAGGGGACCAGUGCAGUUUGUUACACAAGGGACUGGUUUUACUUGUAAUAUGAUUCCCUUGAAUACACCACACAGACCUCACUAAAGCAACUAUCCGAGGCCAAGAAAGAAAUCUUGUGCUGUUGGAUUUUUUUUUUCACUGACACCUGCAUGCCCCUUACAAAGCCCUGACAGAUGUCAAAGUGGAAUAUUAUAUUCAAGGCAACUUCAAUUUAGAUUAGCCCCCAAAAAAUAAAUAAAUAAAAAAUUAAAGAGUUCUAUAAAUAAAAUUUAAAAUCACAAAGUGAA